This is a messenger RNA of Manihot esculenta (cassava), 810 nucleotides long. RefSeq lists its product as uncharacterized. The record is from RefSeq and is a predicted model, not a curated record. The transcript has 5 exons. The coding region runs from base 121 to 531 and encodes 136 amino acids. Gene Ontology annotation, cellular component: nucleus. NCBI's taxonomy places the organism in Eukaryota, Viridiplantae, Streptophyta, Magnoliopsida, Malpighiales, Euphorbiaceae. Gene Ontology annotation, molecular function: RNA binding.
UCUAACCCAACAAUCGCUUCUCCUCGAUAACCCAACUCUCCCGCUCUUUAAAGACAGAACAAGAAAAAUAUUCAGACUACAAACAAGAAUUUCAGAGAAAGAGAGAUCUAUAGAGGAAAAAUGGCGGUCGAGACUGUAGCUCCAGCACCAGCAACUGCACCCACAGAGAUGUCCGACGCUGCCCAGGCGCAGCAGAAGAAGAACAGGAUUCAAGUGUCCAACACCAAGAAGCCGCUCUUCUUUUAUGUCAAUCUCGCUAAGAGGUAUAUCCAGCAACAUGAUGAGGUUGAGCUUUCUGCCUUGGGCAUGGCAAUCACCACUGUUGUUACAAUUGCUGAGAUAUUGAAGAACACUGGAUUAGCCACCGAGAAGAAAGUUUUGACAUCUACAGUAGGCAUGAAAGACGAAAACAAAGGAAAGCUGGUUCAGAAGGCCAAGAUCGAAAUAGUGUUGGGGAAAUCUGAGAAAUUUGAUAGUCUGAUGGAAGCUGCAAAUACAGCCACAGAGGAAUCGCCCAAAGACAACGAAUGAGGAGAGACACUAUGGAGCAGCAAAGCCUGAUGUUUACUUCUGUAGUUAUGCAUCCAAACCAAAACCCUUUGUCUGCCUAAUAGUGAUAAGUAGGAAGGAUAUAUAUAUAAUAUAUAUAUAUAAAUAUAGAUAGGUGUUUUUUUUUAUCCCUCAAAAUGGUUAUGGCAUAAUGGAGCCAAUUGUACUUCAUAUGCACCUCUCUACAACUCUCAGAGUUAUUGAACUGUUUCCAUAUAUUUAUAUAUAUAUCUUUUAUGAUUACUGCACUCAAGUGCCUAA